Molecule: messenger RNA, 780 nt
Organism: Aureobasidium melanogenum CBS 110374
Lineage: Eukaryota; Fungi; Ascomycota; Dothideomycetes; Dothideales; Saccotheciaceae
Product: HCP-like protein
Exons: 1
Coding region: 1-780 (259 amino acids)
Molecular function (GO): protein binding
Source: RefSeq, a predicted model, not a curated record
AUGCUCAGUCCUGUUCCAGGCACACCACGCGGACAAAGUCCAGCACCGGGUUCAAAUCGAAACAAGUCAGCUGAGCGUCCGGCUCCUUCACCCAGCCGACUGACCAAAAAGACCACACCACAGACGCCAUCGAUUGCGUCUGAAAGCACGAACCGUACGAUCAGAGCAGGAUCGCAUGUUCGAAACAGCCCGUCCACUGAAAUAGCUGGUCUAUCACCGGAGCAACAUCUCGAGAAAGGCAUAGAGUGCCACUCGUCAGGCUCCCUCAGCAAAUCGACGUAUCAUCUUCGCUUGGCUGCGCGGGCAGGGCUUCCGACAGCGAUGCUGUUAUAUGCUCUCGCGUGCAGACACGGGUGGGGUAUGCGUCCCAACCAAGCCGAAGGUGUAUCGUGGCUUAGACGCGCGGUCGAUUCAGCUGGAGUGGAAUUCAUCGAGGACACCAGCAGCGACACUUCAGGUGCAGUUUCCAAGGAACAAAAGGCACGCAAAGCCCAGUUCGCACUUGCCAUCUAUGAGCUUGGCAUGUCAUACAUGAACGGGUGGGGCAUUCCAAAGGACAAGCCACUUGCGGUCAGAUGUUUCGAGAUCGCUGGAAGUUGGGGCGACACGGACGCUCUUGCCGAAGCAGGAUUUUGUUACACUCAAGGCGUUGGAUGCAGGAAGGACCUGAAGAAGGCCGCAGAGUUUUACCGCCAGGCUGCGGACAAGGGUAUGAGCAUGGCGGGUAACAGCUGGUAUGUCUUCUUUCUUACAACAUAUGUCAAGUGUACUCGAUACUAA